GAAAAUGCUCAGCUCUCACAUCCAACCCAACCAUGGCCGCCGCUAUUCCGAGUCGCAUUGACUCCCCUAUUAGGUCCGUCCGCCGCGUCGAAUCGCCCUUCACCUCAGCCAUUCGCUUUCGUCCCCUCAUUCAACUUACUUGGACCACCAACGCCCGUGUCGAACCUCCCAUCCAGGCUCGUAGAACGUUUUUCGAGCUGCUUUUCCAACCCGUUAGGACUAUUUGCCGCGAACUUUUGAGCUUUGGCAGUAAAAAUGGAAAGCGCGCGGCUCGUGUGAGUCGCCUCGCGUCGCUUAUUUCGCCUUCCGCUGCGUGAACCCACCCACGCAGAGGCGACUAAUUUUGUCGUGAGCGAGUUCAAUUCGUUUAGUGACCAAUCCGUGGCUGGGGAUACGAAUUCAAUUCAUUUAGUGACCAAUAGUCAGCUUUCAGCCAUCAGCCAGCGUUACCGAGGUUGGGUGGUCCCUCCCUCCCUCCCACCAGGCCCGCUCACCCAGCCUCAAUCACCGCGUGCUCCCUCCAACGCCCAUUCUUCGUUUCUCGCCUUCCUCUCCCCAUGACCAUUCUAGCUUCUCGCACAUUCCACACUACGCCCAAUAUUCGCCCACUAGUCUCUAGCGAAUUUUUGUGAAACUAGAGGAACUGAAUCAGCCGCGGCUGCACUGGUAGCUUUCCGCCAAGGCUAGCUCCGUGGCUUCCUCGUUAUCAAGUCCGCGUCUCCGUCGCUGCUCCGUCGAAGUAACGAGGAGGAAAGCCUUCCGUCGAAGUAACGCGGGAGAAACCGUGCCGUCGGAGUAACGCCUGCGAUGCGGCGUUCUUGCACACCUCUGGUCCACGGCGACUGCGACGACUCGAGGGAGGCUCCUAUCGAGCGAACACUCGCGGAGGGAACUCGCGGACUCGUGAACGCUCCGAAUCGUCAUAAUUUCUGCCACCACCGCUCAGUUGGCACGUCCUGCAGCGACGCGGCCCAGUCAACACGACGUCGCAACGUGUCGCAACCGUCGCAAUUUUCGUUCUCGUCGCAUCCGUCGCGACGUGACAGUCAUCGCCGUGACAGACCUGGUGUCCGGCUUCACAUACCGUGGCCGGAUUGACUUUUGAGUCAACUCGGAAUGAAUCGUCUCCGAGACGAUCGUUCCGCUGUUCCGCCGCUAACGAGCUUUCCGCCGCUAACGUUACCCGGCGUACCAUUCUUACUGUCGGAUCGUUCCGCCGCUGGCGAUCCUCUCAAGUAUCGCCUUGGCAAAAGUCAUCUACCAUGAGGUCUCUCCUGCGAAUGGCAAGAUUUGACUAUCUCAAGUUUCCCUAUAAUUGCAUAUUGUUGGGCUGAUAAAAGCCCUUAGGAUCUUUCCAGAGACUAAGUCCCAGUUGUAAAAAAUGAGACUUGAGUAGUGCAGCGGAAGUUGAGGCAGUUGAACCCUUGUACUAGUAUAUGAGAACAAGUAUGGUGUUGGAGUGCCAGAAGCCGUCACUGUCGAAUUCUGGAUCAAGAUCCGGCGGGUGUGUCCAGGCGGCGAAUGAUACGAUGCCGUCGCUGUCGGCAGUACCGCGGUCGGGGACGAAGUCCAACACGAAGACGCCGGAUUUCAGGAGGGCACGACCGAUGAAGAGGCCACCCUUCCCGUGGUAUAGCCGAAACUCGUUGGAGUAGGAGUCGCACUCCAGCACCUCGGAUCUUCUCAGCGUCAGCCUGAAGCUUCAUUCGUCAUCGCCAUUUCCCGCCAAGUCUGCUGACCAUGGUUUCUGUCUUUUUCCUGAUUCAACCACCCGCAUUCCUCGGCGGGUAAGGCGGCUUAGCGUUUUCCCAGUACGUCUGAUCUAGCGGCACGUAUGUAUGUCGAAAUCUGGGAUAGCUUACGGCGAUGUCCGAUCAUGCUCGAUCAAAGGGGAGAGGAUGUACGGGGAGCUGGUCCAUGCGACCGUGUAUUGCGGAAAGGCAGCCUGAUUCUGACACUAUUAGGGAUUCGGGUGGACGGCAAUAUGAAGAGAAAGAUAGUCGUUUCUGCGAUCUCGUAGCGACCCGAACUCCUUUAAACCGGUCCUUAGACAGGCAACCCAUUCGCGAUAGGAGCGACUCGUUUUUCAGGCACGAUCAAUCCAGGCCGUACGAUGAGAAAUCCUUGCUAUUGCCACGCGGAAACUCCUCGAUUCCGGAAUCAUUGGGCUGCGACAAGAUUCCCAUACAUUCCGGAAACGCCGAACCAGGAAAUGUCCGUCUGGAUUUCCGCCGUGCCUCACGCUCCGAGUCGGAGUCGGAGCAGCCUCAGGCUCCUCUUUCGGGACAUCAUCUCGGCGCUUCGAAUGCCGCGUCCUUCGGCUCCGUCCGAAAUGGCUCCUCUUCGUCGUCGAUCCGAGUCGGCGAGAGCUACAGGGACAUCGCUACGGUGAGGAAUGACGGCCCAGCCGAAGGUCGUCUCGGCGCUUCAAAUGCGUCUUUCCCCUCCGUCCAGAAUGCUUCCUCUUCACCGGCGAUUCGACUCGACCAGGGCUACAGGGACAUUGCCACGGAGAAGAAUGACGGGCGAGUCGAGAGCGACGCGAACAGACAGGAAGAGCAGCUGCAUCAGGGACAGGAUCCUCAGCAGCAGCAGCAGCAGCAUCAGCAGCAGCAGCAGCAGCAGCAGCAGCAGCAGCAGCAGCAGCAGCAGCAGCAGCAGCAGCAGCAGCAGCAGCAGCAGCAGCAGCAGCAGCAGCAGCAGCAGCAGCAGCAGCAGCAGCAGCAGCAGCAGCAGCAGCAGCAGCAGCAGCAACAGCAGCAGCAGCAACAGGAGCAGCUGAACAGGAAGAGACGGCAGAGAGGUCUGAAAAGGGGUCGCGUCUCGCUUCAGAUGCUCGACACGUGGCUGGCUGAGCCUGAAUCUCCGCCGUUGAAGCAGGCUCGUUCGCCAUCCCCUUCCACCACUUGCCGCUCCGCCUCUGGGUCACCUGUCAAGUCGUCUGCAGCUGUCAGAUCGACCAGAUCCCCAGGAGACUCGCAUUUGGCAGGAGAUGGGACCAGAUCUCCAGGAGACAUCAAAUUGCCAGCAGAUGCCGAAUUGCCAGAACAUGCCAGAUUGCCAGGAGACAUCAAAUCGGCAGGUGAUGUCAAGUCGAUUAUGGGUUUCGAGAAUGUCAGGUCAUCGAGUAUUGCUCAUUCGGCGUCCAGAGGCAUCGCAUUUGUAAGUGAGGCAUCAGGGCGUUUGGAUGCUGAGCCAGAGCGAGCGGAUAAGGUUGAUGCUGCUGAGUCAGCAGCAGCGGAAGAGGCUGAUGAUGAGUGGAUGGAGGCUGCAGAACAGGUGAUGGCAGCAGUAGAAGCGGCUGCUGCAUCUGCUGCUAGUGCUUCUAGCCUUGCUGCUAUCUCAUCGUCUUCUGCUGCUGGUGCUGCAAGUGGUGCUGUCACGUUUGUUAGUAGCGGUGCCAAGGCACAGCAAGGAAGAGAAGAUGGAGAAUGGACCAGCGGAGCAGCCAUGCCUCCUCCCACCAGCGCAUCUCCCAGACCUCCGUUCGGCAAGUCGUUUACGUCACCAACUGACCCCUUCCAAGCCAUGUCAGCACAUGGAGCUGGCAACCCAGCACCUGGUGGUGGUGGCAUGUCAUCACAUGCACGGGGCAUGUCCCCUCGCACUCCUGCAGUUCCUCCUCCCACUGGUCCAAUCACAUCGCGCCACAUGUCACCAGCGACCCCAUCUACACGCAUCUCGUCACCAGCCACUGCAUCUCAACACAUGCCUCCUGUCCCCCCAUCUCAGCACUCUGCUGCACGUUCGUUUCUCACUCCCGCACUUGGCGGGGCAGCUACACAUGCGAGACUUGCAGUUACUCCAGAACAGCAGCGUGUAAGGCAAGCUGUUACACCACAGACGCACGUCGCAUCGGUUACUUCUCUGCAGCAUGUAACACCUGGUACUGGGUUACAGCGCACCACACCCGCCACCCCAGCCCGUCACUGCCGCACCCCUCCGAAUGCAGCCCCUGCAUCCUCGGUUGUAGCAGCUCCAGUAGCAGCAAGAGCAGCCGCUGCAGCAGCAGCAGCAAGUCCUGUGUGCGGUUCAAGCAUGGCUAUGGGCUCCCUUGCUGGCGUUGGUGCGGGCACAGAUGCUUCUGCCAGCACCUGUCCGGAGGUGCAGGAUGCCUGGGUCUUGAGGCGUCAUAUGGGCGCUGAAUUGGGGCCAGGGUGCCGUCUGUUUGAAACACCUGAGAAGGAGCCUGAGGGAAGCAGGGUACACAGCAGAACCGCUGGAGCAGAGGUGAGGAUGGCGGAAGGUGGGGAAGGGGGAGCAGAGAUAGGCACAGGGGCAUGUGCAGGUAUGCAAUCAGUGCUGGCAGGGGGGGUGGCAGAAGGGGUGGCAGCAACAGCAGCAACGGCAGCAAGAGCAACAGCAGCAGCAGCAGCAGGAGUGGCAUCGGGAAUUCUUGAAUGGAGAGUGGUGAAGCCAGGAGUUGACCCUGAUGCGAAGGCGGGUGUGGGGGAAGCGGAAACGAGGGCAGCAAUAGCUGGUGUGGCGGGCCUGGACAUGCUUGCUGGCAGUGCGGCGGUGACAUAUGUGAAAGCGGGUGGUGAUUGUGUUGAAAAGAAGGAGUCCGGUGCGUUUGUUGCUGCAGAUGUAGGGGGAGGCGAGGGUGGAGCUGUAGGUGAAGUGGAAGCAGCAGAAGCAGGAGCAGUAGGGGGGGGAGUGGAAGCAGCAGAAGCAGGAGAAGUAGCGGAAGCAGCAAAGGCAGAAGCAGAUGUCGCAGCAGCAGCAGCCGGUAUAAACGAGGAGCAGCCGUACUUGGCUCGUUUGAACGCAGAGCAGAGGGCAGCAGCAGCCGCAGAUGUGGAUCGGCCACUGCUGGUGCUUGCAGGGCCCGGUAGCGGCAAGACCUCCACCAUGGUGGCUCGCAUCCUGCAUCUGCUGCACGUGGGCGUGCCAGCCAAUCGCAUCCUUGCAAUGACCUUCACCACUGCAGCAGCCAAUGAGAUGCGGGAGCGCGUGCUGGCCAGCCAAGGAAAGAAGAGAGGAACGGCAGGGCAGAAAGGAAAGGAAGGGAAGGAAGGAAAGGAAGUGACGGCAGGGGAGGUGGCAGUGAGCACGUUCCACUCGCUGUGCCUGCAGCUGUGCAGGAGUCAUGCCGAAAAGUUUGGGCGGACUGCGGAAUUCCUGGUGUUUGGGCACAAGCAGCAGCGGAGGGCGAUCACUGAGGCUGUUAGACUGGCGCAGGGGGAGGGGGGAAAGGAUGGUGGGCUGGGGUGGAAGGGAGAGAACGGGGAGAUAGGGGAGAAAGGAGGGAACCAGGGUAAGGGGAUGGUGGGAUUGCAACAGGGAGAGGGCAGGCAAGUUGGCAAAGAUUGUAACGGGCGGGCAGUCGGAGCGGCAGCAGGUGUGGGGGCAGCAGCAGGAGUAGGAGCAGCAGGCAGGUGGGGGAAGGAGGGGGGGAAUAAGGAGAACGAGGAGAGGAAUGGAGGAGGGAAGGUGGAAGAGAGUGUGGAGGAGAGGGUGGCGAGGGAGGUGGAAGAGUUGAAGAAGAGCCGAGCAGCAGCUGCCAAAUGGGUCAAGUUUGUUGUCCGGGCCAAGGCGUCAGGCCAAACAGCUGACGACUUCGAAGCACGGGGCAACCAUGAAGCAGCACGCGUCUUGCGCGCCUACUCAUCCGUGCUGCAGAAGUGCAAUGCGGUGGACUAUCACGACUUCAUCCUCCUCUCCACGAUGCUGCUCACGGAGCAUAGCGACGUGCUAGAGGAGUGCGCCUCUGCAUGGACGCACGUGCUUGUGGACGAGUUUCAAGACACGUCCCGCAUCCAGUUCCAGUUCAUCAGAGCUCUCUGUUACUCCCACGGGCGCAUCACCGUUGUGGGGGACGACGACCAGUCCAUCUUCAGCUUCAACGGCGCCAACGCAGCCUCGUUCGACCUGUUCCGGCAGCAGUUCCCAAAUCACAGCGAGGUGCGUCUGUGCCGCAACUACCGCUCCACAAGCACUAUUGUGCGGGCCUCUGCCGCUGUGAUAGGCCAGAACCUUCCGGGAAGAAGGGCAGCGAAGGAGCUGUGCACUGACAAUGGCAGCGGGGAGAAGAUCAGGGUCGUGGAGGUGCGGAACGAAGCCUCUCAGUGUGCCUUCGUGGCUGACACAAUCAUGUCCCUCAUGCACCAAGUGCACGCUCACAGCAGCACGGACAUUAUCAAUCGUGGGACCACUGCAGCGAUCAGCUGUGCAUCAGGCAGCAGUGCAGCAAACAGCAGUGCAGCAGCCCCUCUGGCGUGGAGUGACGUGGCAGUGCUGUAUCGACGGCAGGUGACAGGCCGGGCGUUUCAAGCUGCAAUGCGAGAGAGAAAAAUCCCCUUCAACGUGCAUGGAGUGGCUUUCUACCGCAAGAAGGCCCUUCGCAACGUGCUGGCUCUGCUGCGUCUCUCCCUCCCAGCACUUGUGGACAACACCGCCGCCCGGCGGGUCUGGAAGCUACUGUUCAGCCGAGAGAAGGACGAAGGGAAGAAGGCAGCAGAUCACGUGGAGCAGAGGGCCAGGGACCGUGGCUGCAGCUUCCUGGAAGCUGCAGAGAGCAUUUUUUCGGGAAAGGUCUCAGGAAGGUUCACCAGGAAACAGCUCAAAUCCGGCGCCUUAGUUCUCAGCACAAUCCGCAUCGCUCGUAAUCUUCUCAAAACGGAGGUCUCCCUCACGUCCUUUGUUGAUUCCGUCAUCAAACUCAUUCCUGAGAGGGCUGCCUUCAGUUCUCGGGCAACAGUGAGCGAAACUUCGGGGAAACUUCUCAACGAGGACGAUGAUAUGCGGACGGCCCGCGAAUUCCUCCUGGACGACAUCAGCACCUUCCUCUCCCACCAGUCGACCAGACCACCACCUGAAGACAUCACCUGUGCACCCGAUGCCGACACAACUGGCUGGAUUCCCUCCUCCUCCUCCUCCUCCUGCGCUGCUCUGCUGCGGGCCUUUCUGGACUAUGUGGCGGCCAGGGAGGCGCAGAACAACGCUGUCAGGCGGAGGGAGAAUGAAGACUCGGUGACUCUCACCACCAUGCACCAGUCCAAGGGCCGGGAGUGGCACACGGUCUUCGUAGUGAGCGCCAAUGAGGGGGAGACACCUCUGCAGAACAGAUUCGAGGAGGAGAGGGGGAGUGUGGAGAGGGGAGGGGGAGGAGGGGGGGCGAAGGGGGGUGAGGAGGGGUCAGAGGAAGAGCCCCUGUCGUUGGAGGAAGAGCGACGGCUGUUCUAUGUGGCAAUGACACGUGCUCGCCACCGAUUGGUCAUUGUGUCGCUCAGACAGACACCUGAGAAGCAGAUUCUCCAACCCUCUCGUUUCAUCUGGGAGAUUCCCUCUGAUCUGCUGCUCUGGCAAGGCCACGCCGCCAUCACAGCCCCUGCUGUCAUACCCCGUGACCCUGCCCAUGGUUACCCCCCUGACGCUGCUGCGGAUGGAGACAAGGAGGGGCAUCGGAAGGGGGUCAGGGCUCUGUGUUCUGGAGGUGCUGCUGGAGUGAACGAGGGCGUUAUGGCAUGUGAUGAUCUAGCAGGGUGCAGGGGAGGAGGAGAAGGAGGGACAGGGGAGCGAGUGAAGGGUGAGGAGAGGGAGGAGGAGGAAGAAGAGGUGAAGGGCGUUGGUGGGGAGGAGGAGUUGGUGGGGGGAGGAGAGCUGCCUACUGGCGAUUUCCUCAAAAGCUUUCCCGUUGACCACCGUGCUAGCAUUGCUUCAAUCUUCCACUCCUGGGCGCGACGCCCAGCCUUCCAGCAGUCAACUCGCCUCCUGGCAAAGGUGCGGGCUGUGGUGGAUAGCAGGCAGAGCAGUGGAGCAGCACGAUCAGUUGGUAACAAGGAGGCUCUGAGGCUACUGCGACCGCUCCUGGCCUCCCCACAAGCAGCUUCGUUUGCAGCACACGUGAUAGCAUGGGAGCAGCUGCCAUUUGAGCAGAGAGCACUGCACCGUGUAGAGCGACAGGAGAUGUUUCAGCAGCAAAAUUCCGAGAAGGCUAUGUCUAAAUCAAUGGCAACACCAAAGCAAGUAUGCAAGGUUCGCCUUAUACACUAUUCUAUAAACAGGUGCUUUCAUUUAAUGUGUACGAGGUUGCUGCAUCUUGUAUUUGUUAACAUGUGCAGUUGUCAUUCCUGAAGCAGCUUGGAUGUACCGUCCAACCUUCUUCCCGACUACAUGCCUCAAAACUGAUUGAGCAGUACAAGAGUUUAUGAACCUAUUUUCGUGUUAAGUACGUUCACAAUGGCUAAGCAGAGUCGCACCGUUUGCUAGUUGGAUAACCUGCCUAUGACGGGUAGGGCUGGGACCUUGCAGAUUUUACUUUCCUCGUCCGAAUGUGAGCGGGAAAUUUGUUCAUUGAUU
Molecule: messenger RNA, 8301 nt
Organism: Closterium sp. NIES-67
Lineage: Eukaryota; Viridiplantae; Streptophyta; Zygnematophyceae; Desmidiales; Closteriaceae
Source: the annotation of a GenBank genome assembly